Molecule: messenger RNA, 822 nt
Organism: Trichoplax adhaerens
Lineage: Eukaryota; Metazoa; Placozoa; Uniplacotomia; Trichoplacea; Trichoplacidae
Exons: 2
Coding region: 1-822 (273 amino acids)
Biological process (GO): G protein-coupled receptor signaling pathway
Cellular component (GO): membrane
Molecular function (GO): G protein-coupled receptor activity
Source: RefSeq, a predicted model, not a curated record
AUGGCGGUUUCUGAUGCACUCAGCUGUUUAUCAGGCCUGGCUUUUACUAUCAAUCAGCUUUUAUACAUUCACGGAAACAUGACUUUAUUACAGAAAAACAUUACAUGUCACUUAAAUGUUAUCGUUAUCUAUUCAUCUUAUUAUACUUCUACUCAUACUUUAACCUUCCUUAGCAUUGAUCGAUACUUUGCUAUUGUACGUAAUUAUCAAGUAUUGAAGAAUGGCCAAAGAACUCGGCUUGUCAUUUUUACUACCUGGUUCUUUGGAAUUAUUAUAGCUAUUCCAAUCAUUCUACUUACUGGUGUCUCAGAAGCAUUGCCUUAUGUUUGUGAUUACAUUAAUGCUGAAAAAUUUGUUGCCCAAAUUUACAUGGCGGCACUGAUUAUAAUUGAAGUGAUAUUGCCAGGUAUAAUUGUUGUCUUUUGCUAUAACAAAACCGUCAGUUAUAUGAAUAGGCGAAUUAGGACGGUACAAGAGAUUUGCGAAAAUAAAACGAAUGAAAAACAUACUAAAGAUGCAAUAAAGAUGCUUUUUGUGGUUACAAUCGUAUUUAUUUCCUUUUCAUGUGCUUUUCAUAUCUCUAAACUAAUAAUAACAUUAACUAAUAAGACCAUGAUUGAUAUGUAUUUUCAAAAUUUACCCAAUUUUUACUUAUAUACUGAUGGAAUUGGUUUGUGCCUUAAUAUUAUAAAUCCUGUCAUUUAUUGCAUUACUAGCAAAUCAUUUCGUAGAGCUCUAAUGGCGUUCUUAAAAUCAAAUAAGGUUCAGCAACGUAUAGUGACAUCUAAUAUGGACAACAUCUUUACUCAUAGUGCUUGGUAA